AUGGCAACUCUGAAGCCUAUCGGCACUGACAAGAAAAAGGCACCUCUCUACUUUGAAGAUACUGUGCAGAUAUAUGGUCCUAUACCACGCAACGCCAAGGCUCCCUUCAAUCCCCAGGAUGCUCAAAAGGGGCUGAAGAAGCUGCUGGAAGGUAAGAAGUCUAUCAAAGCAAAAAUGGUUGCUGGUGAAACGGGUUUGGGUCUGAAGAAAAAGGGCAUAGGCGGUAAGAAGCCUCCAAUGGAAAAGAUGCCAUAUACUGGUGUAAAAGGAUUCUAUCAAUUCUCUGAUAAUCCCGGAUGUGUCGUAGUGGCUGUUGAGACUAAGGAGAUCAAGCCACAAUACGUGAUCUUUGCCCCUACAACUGUGGAAAAAGCAGUGAGACUUGUUAAAGUGUUUCAAGCCGCGCAGUGGGCGGAGAAAUCCAACUUAAAGAACAAACCAGCUCCGUUGCCAGAGAUAGAUAACUCGGCCGCCGUUGCCAGCUCAAGACGUUCAAGCGAAGUCUUAAGCCGCCGAAGUCCUACGGACUUCAAGCACAAGCUCUCGCAGCAGCAGAAGAACUGCGGAGACUCCAAACGAACUUCAACGGAAGAGUCGUUCCGUAUCUUCAUCUUCAUCGUCUUCUCGCAGAUCUAG
Dibothriocephalus latus is the source of this 636-nucleotide messenger RNA. The record is from the annotation of a GenBank genome assembly. Lineage: Eukaryota; Metazoa; Platyhelminthes; Cestoda; Diphyllobothriidea; Diphyllobothriidae.